This is a messenger RNA of Tarenaya hassleriana, 1804 nucleotides long. RefSeq names its product probable serine/threonine-protein kinase RLCKVII. Bases 194 to 1474 code for a protein of 426 amino acids. The record is from RefSeq and is a predicted model, not a curated record. The transcript has 5 exons. Lineage: Eukaryota; Viridiplantae; Streptophyta; Magnoliopsida; Brassicales; Cleomaceae. Gene Ontology annotation, biological process: protein phosphorylation. Gene Ontology annotation, molecular function: protein kinase activity; ATP binding.
CUUCCUUCCUUUCUCUGUUUCGUCUCUUCUGUGAUUCUUCUUCUUCUAUUUUCCGAAGAGAAAUUCAUCAUUUUCUUCGAUUUCCCGUGUUGGGGUUCCGUUUCUCUUGAUUCUUUUUUCUUUCUCGAAAGGAAUAAGGGAAAGAAAAGGGAUACCCAGAAUUUUUUCAUCGACUUCUCUGAUAUCAUUCGUGAUGGGCUGUUUUGGAUGCAUCGGGAAAUCGAGCAAACGAUCGGAGAGUAACCACAAGAAUAACAACGAUACGAGCAAGAACGGGAACACUGUCGGUGGUGACAACAUCGGUAAGAGCGAAAAGCGCAACGAUCAGACACAACCGAGUUCAGAUUCGACGAAGGUCAGUCCAUAUCGAGAUGUAAAAGAAGGAGACGCUGAGGAGGAUCAAUUGGCUUUGGACGUGAAGGGUUUGAAUUUAGAUGAUGAAGUAACAGAGAAUGGGAAUAGUAAUGGUAAAAAGGCACGGACUUUUGCCUUUGAAGAACUGGUUGCUGCUACCGGAUUCUUCAGGCCGGAUUGUUUCUUGGGUGAAGGAGGAUUUGGUAAAGUUUACAAGGGUACCCUUGAGAAACUUAAUCAGGCUGUUGCUAUCAAACAACUUGACCGGAAUGGGCUUCAAGGGGUCAGGGAAUUCGUGGUCGAAGUGUUGACAUUAAGUCUGGCUCACCAUCCAAAUCUCGUGAAGCUAAUCGGGUUUUGUGCUGAGGGUGAUCAGAGACUAUUGGUUUACGAGUACAUGCCAUUGGGAUCUCUGGAAAAUCAUCUGCAUGAUCUCCAUCCUGGUAAAAAACCACUCGAUUGGAACAAUCGGAUGAAAAUAGCGGCCGGUGCAGCGAGGGGAUUAGAGUAUUUGCAUGACAGAAUGAAGCCUCCUCUCAUCUACCGUGAUCUUAAAUGUUCGAACAUCUUGCUUGGUGAAGACUAUCAUCCAAAGCUGUCUGACUUUGGCUUGGCCAAAGUUGGUCCAAGCGGGGAUAAAACCCAUGUCUCCACAAGGGUUAUGGGAACAUAUGGGUACUGUGCCCCGGAUUAUGCAAUGACCGGUCAGCUCACAUUCAAGUCAGAUAUAUACAGUUUCGGAGUUGUCCUUCUGGAGCUAAUCACCGGAAGGAAAGCGAUUGAUAAUACGAGAGAGCGUAAAGAGCAGAAUCUGGUUGGAUGGGCACGCCCAUUGUUCAAAGAUCGGAGGAACUUUCCGAAUAUGGUAGAUCCGUUACUCCAGGGACAAUACCCAAUCAGGGGACUGUACCAAGCCCUAGCGAUUGCAGCAAUGUGCGUUCAGGAACAGCCGAACAUGAGACCAGUGAUAUCCGAUGUGGUAAUGGCCCUUAACUACUUAGCUUCUCAGAAAUACGAUCCUCUCAGCCACAGCUCGAGGAGAACCCCAUCUUUUCAUAUCAUCGACGAAGAGAGAAAACCGAGCUCUGAUAGAGAAUCCGAGUUUGGAGUUUCUUCAUAGAAAAAACAAACAGGCUGCAUCAAAUUUUUGGAUUCAACAAAAGGGUAGAGGGGCCUCUUUGAGUGGAUAGAUCAGGUAUGGCGAUAUUAUGGAAAGGUGCCCUCUUUUGGAAAAUCGCCUACAGUUUUCUUCAUCAUCUCUCAUAUGGGUGUGUGAUGUACAUUUGAAUCGGUUUCUUUUUAGUAAAUGUAGAAUGCUUCUCCUCUGUAGAAAACCAUUUUGUUUCGGGGGCAUAUACAUAGAAACAUAUAUACAUAUGCUUUCGUCCAGAUAAUGACAAUAACAAUCAUCAAAGGAUUUCAAGUUUAGUAUAUCAUUUCACCAUCCUUC